AUGGCGCCGGAUUCCGCGGCGACGUCGCGUGGCGUCGGCGGGGGCGCUGGAGGUGAGCGCGAGGGUGCGCCCGUGGCGCGGGGCGACGAGCCGGGGGGCUCAGAGCGCGGGGGGCGUUUGCGGGGCGAGAGCUUGGUGGACACGAACGACGACGACCAGGCAGACGAGGACUUUAGCGAGAUGGACAUGUCGUCUGGAUCGGAGGAAGAGGACAGCGAUGAAAGCAAAAGCACGGACCAGGGCCGCAACCCCAGCGCGACCGAUGGCGGCGAGACCUCGGAUGACGACGCGGACUACGUGCCCGGACAGCGCUCCCCAGGCGGGCCGCACGCGACGGGCGAGGGCGCGGACGGCGACGACGACAGCGCGAGCGACGACGACGAGGCCGCGGACACCCCCGCCGGGCCGCCCCGCCGCCGCCGGCACAACCACGGCAUGCACGAGCCCGAGUUCGAGGAAAUGGCUCUCUCGGACGCAGACUCCGACUCCUUUGUGUCCGGGGACGCCGACGCGCUCGCGAGCGGCGCGGACCGCCUCUCCGCCAUGCACGGCGGCGCCACGCCGGACCUGGGCGCCCCGGGCGGCGCGUGCGACGAUAGCGAGGUCGCGCGGCCGUACCUGACGCGCGGGCGGGCGAGGGACGCGGGCGCGGCGGUCGCCGAGCCCGACGCGGAGCUGGAGCGCAUGGAGAGGCAGCUGCCGCUGAUUGCCUGCGACGCCGACGCGAUGGCUGCUGAGAGGGAGGAGUGGGGCAGGUUUCUGUCUGGACUGGCCGACAUUGGGGGGGGAGUCGGGGGCGUUGACGGCGGUGGCGACAUGGUGGAGCCGCCGGGGAUGCCCGGGCAGGACGAUGCGGACGAUGUCGACUUCGACGUGCGCGUGGAGGAGUAUUUGGAGGGGUCGUCUGACGAGGACGACGACAACGAGCGCAUGAUGCAGCGCUUCCAACGGCACUGGGGCGCGUGGCGGCGCGAGACCGCCGCGGACGACCAGGCCGCGCACGCCGUGCUGCACGACGAGGACGACGCCGUCCUCCAGCCCCCGCUCAACCCCUACUUCGAGCGCCGCGAGGGCGAGGAGGGACUCUCAGACACCCCCGGGGAACUCUUCAGCCCGACGCAGCUCCGGCGGCUCUACCGGCAAGCCGCCAACCACUGCCAGCUGCUCGUGCAGGGCGCGAGCACCGUCGCGCGCGACCCGCGGCUCACGGACAUCGCGCAGCGGUACGACUGCAUGCUUUCCGAGUUAUACCAAGAGUGGAACGGCGCCCUGCUGCGCAGUCAGCUCGAGGGCUGGCCGGCGCUGACCUCGCUGCUCGGGCUGCACCCGGACGUCGGCGUGCACGUGCCGCCCUUCUACGGCGAGUUCGACGAGACGGCGGACGUCCAGCUCGGCGUCGUCGCGGUGCAUCCGUUGGGUGCCGUGGACGCGCUGGCCGGGGACGCGGUGCAGCUGCAGCUGGCGCAGGCCGGCGUGGCGAACGUGUCGGACGAGAUCCAGACGCGCGCGCGGAAGCUGUCGCAGCGGCGGGGCGUCGCGGGGCCGCCCGGGGUGACGCCGUCGGAGGGCGGUCCGCGGCGCAUCGCGGUGGACUUCCAGGUGCAGUGCGCGCUGGACAACGUGUGGCUGCGGCGGCUGUCGGACUUCUGGCAGAUGAUCCGCGACGCGCCGAACGCGGAGCCCGAGGCGGACGGCGCGGGGGGGGACUCUGCGCCGGCGGUAUCGCCGCAGGUGUGGGACGCGCUGCGGAAGACCUACCACGGGUGCUUCGACCGGGCGCUGAUGGUGGACAAGCAGAAGCGGCUGAAGCAGAAGUUCCUCGCGAGCUCCGAGGACGCGCUCAUCGCGCGGGGUCUGUUGCGGUACGGGUUCCAGUGGGAGUGGAUCCAGCAGUGUCUGUUGCCCCCGCACACGCCGGAAGAGAUUCAGACGCGGGCGCGGAACAAGGGAUCGAGCAAGUACAAGGGCAGCGAGAUAUACGAGGCCACGCUGGUCGUCAAGGAGCGUCCGCUGACGCCCGAAGAGCUGCACUUCCUCCAGGCUUGCAUGCCGAAUUUGAAAGGGCAGAACAGAUGGAACAACGUCGUUCGCGACGUCGUGUACUGGAGGUGCUCGCGGACGCUGGCCGAGCUCUACCGCAACGCCAUCGGGGAGGCCGCGGACCCCAUGCGCCGCAACAAGCGGGCGCGGGUCGACCACGAACGGGCGGUGGCCAGCGAGCAGGCGCGCGAGGGGCACGCCACGCCGCCACGGGGGCGCCGGAGGCGCCGGGAGCCGGCGGCGGGCGCGCAGUCGCCGGGCGGGGCGCGGGCGCGGCGCGCCGCGGCCGAUCGUCGCCUGCGGCCCGGCGGCGCGUGCGCGGCGAGGACAGCGGCGGCGGCGGCGGUGCCUCGCAAGGCGGCCCGCGGCAAGUCACGGUGUGGAUCGAGGCGGGGAGCGAGUGGAUCCGCGCGACGAUGGGGGAGGAGGAGGCCGCGAAGUACUACAAAGAGCACCCGCGUGCCUACGCGAAGAAAAUGGAAGUUGAGGGGGGGACUGUUGCACCCGUCGGGGGGGGGUCCGCGCUGCCGGCCGGGAUGCCCCCCGCGGGGAUGGUGGACGCUUCGGGCUUCGGGCAGGCGUUCGCGAUGGCGCAGAUGGCGCCGCAGGGGGGGCUCGCGGACCCAGCAGCGUACUGGCCGGCGUACGGCAUGGGGGGGGGUGUCGUUCAUGGUAUGA
Molecule: messenger RNA, 2718 nt
Organism: Pedinophyceae sp. YPF-701
Lineage: Eukaryota; Viridiplantae; Chlorophyta; Pedinophyceae
Source: the annotation of a GenBank genome assembly